AUGCUUGUUUUCAAGCCGGUGGUAAAUAUAUAUAAUAUAGACGGUUUAAAAAGGAAGUUAAACUCUUUUCUUGUAUCCACUGAAAAGAGUUCAGAUGUUCAGUCGGUUUUUACAUUUUUUCACCCGUUGUUUAGUCCUGCCAUGAUCCGCGAUUGCGGUUGCGAUUGGGUCAUUCUUGGUCACUCCGAGCGCCGGCACAUUUUCGGAGAAUCCGACGAGCUCAUUGGUGAGAAAGUGAAUCAUGCCCUGACAAGCGGAAUUAAUGUGGUUCCUUGCAUCGGUGAAAAACUGGACGAGCGGGAGGCCGGAAAAACAGAACAAGUUUGUUUCCGACAGUUGGAAGCGAUCAAAAACUGGUCUCGUGUUGUGAUUGCGUAUGAACCGGUUUGGGCCAUCGGAACGGGGAAGACGGCUACUCCUGAACAGGCACAAGAGGUUCAUCAAUCAGUCCGAAAAUGGCUCGAGAAGAACGUGUCCCCACAAGUCGCUCAUUCAGUGCGCAUCAUCUACGGAGGUUCGGUUACAGCGGCAAAUUGCAAAGAGUUGGCAAAGAAGCCGGACGUGGAUGGUUUUCUCGUUGGAGGUGCCUCAUUGAAACCGGAAUUUGUGGAAAUCUGCAAUGCCAACCACGCUUAA
Molecule: messenger RNA, 636 nt
Organism: Echinostoma caproni
Lineage: Eukaryota; Metazoa; Platyhelminthes; Trematoda; Plagiorchiida; Echinostomatidae
Source: the annotation of a GenBank genome assembly